Saccostrea cuccullata (small rock oyster) is the source of this 3103-nucleotide messenger RNA. RefSeq names its product choline transporter-like protein 1. Lineage: Eukaryota; Metazoa; Mollusca; Bivalvia; Ostreida; Ostreidae. Gene Ontology annotation, biological process: transmembrane transport. Bases 113 to 2053 code for a protein of 646 amino acids. The record is from RefSeq and is a predicted model, not a curated record. The transcript is spliced from 17 exons. Gene Ontology annotation, molecular function: transmembrane transporter activity.
AUGAUUCAUAAAAAUUUUUAAUUUAUGUUAUUUACGACAACCGUAAUACGGCUAAUUGAAAACGAAAGGAAGUCUUGAGCAAAAUUCUGGAGAAACGGUAGGGAAAUAGAACAUGUGUGGCUGUUGUUGUGGCAAGGAUUCUGCGGAAGAUAAAGCAGAUCUAACGAAUCCAAUCAAAAAUCGAGGAUGCACCGACAUCAUCGUCCUGAUUUUGUUUGUUCUCUUCUGGGCUGGCAUGAUUUACAUAGCUGCCUUCUCCAUCACACACGGAGAUGCCUGGAGACUAGUCUAUGGCUAUGACAGCUUUGGUAACACAUGCGAUGAGGACAAUACCGGAAAGAAAAUUGAAAAUGUGUCCUUCUCAGGCAUGAACAUGGAAGGCAAAGGGUAUGUGUUCAUGUUGGACAUCUUUGACCCCUUGAACUCCAUGAAGCUAUGUGUGAACAAGUGCCCAGGUCAAGACUUGAACACCACAGAUGACCUUACAAGAUUUGCCAUAACUGGAGGGUCGUACCUCUGUAGAUAUGAUGUCAACGAAAAUGAUUAUGAUGAAGCCGUAAAGAAAGGUCUUUGUCCUGGAAAGGUGUUUGCCAGUGAAUCAUUACUCAACUAUUGUGUACCUUCUUCACUGAAGCGACUGGGGCUCGACUCCCUCAACAAGCUCAUGGUUUUCUUUAACCAGUUUGAUAGUUUUCAUAGAGUUUUAUCUGAUGUCAUAAAGUCAUGGCGAGAGAUGAUUAUCCUUUGUUUCGUAGCACUAGGAUUUGGGGCCUUGAUGGUUCUCCUCAUCAGAUUCCUCGCUUCUGUCAUCGUCUGGUUCAUCAUCACCAUCGCUAUACUGGGAAGUAUUGCUGGAACAGCAGGUUUAUGGUGGACAUACAUGGACAAGAAAAGAUUCAUAGACGACAAAGAAGAGGACAAUAUUCCACUGCUAAAUAUAGACAUUGACAGUGAACAGGCUUUCUUAAUCUACUCCAUCAUUGCCACUGUGCUGACAGUGAUCCUGUUGUUGGUGAUCCUGGUGAUGAGGAAGAGGAUUGGUCUGACGGUGACCUUGUUCCACGAGGCGGGGAAGUGUCUGGCUGAUGUCCCCAUCCUCCUCCUACAGCCGCUGUGGACCUUCAUCAUCCUCGUCUUCUUCUUUGUCUACUGGAUCAUCAUCCUGGCAUUCCUGGCCACAGCAGAGAUAGCCUCAGUAGAUAAGAAGACAGGAUUUGUGAAGUACACAGAGCAUGAGAAUGUCUCGUAUCUUUGGUGGUACCAUCUGAUUGGUCUAAUCUGGACCAGUGAGUUCAUCAUCGCCUGUCAGCAGCUGGUGGUGUCAGGAGCUGUCGCUACCUGGUACUUCACAAGAGACAAAAAGACAUUGUCUUGUACCAUAUGCAAAUCCACCCAGCUUCUUAUUUUCCACCAUCUUGGAUCUGUAGCCUUUGGGGCUUUCAUCAUUACCUUAGUCAAGCUUCCUAGAUGGAUACUUAUGUACAUGCAGAAAAAAAUGAAGGGAUCAGAGAACACCUGUGCUAAGUAUACAAUGAAAUGUUGUAUCUGUUGUUUAUGGUGCCUGGAAAAGUGCUUAAAAUAUCUCAACCAGAAUGCCUAUACUGUAGUGGCAAUACAAGGUUCAAAUUUCUGCUCCUCUGCAAAAAAGGCCUUCAUGACCUUGGUUGGGAAUGCUUUACGUGUGGCAGCCAUUAAUAGUGUGGGAGACUUUGUGUUGUUUCUGGGGAAAAUCGGCGUCACAGCUGCCACUGGUGCUGUUGGUAUCUUCUGGUUCAAGUCAAAGGAAGAGUUGAACUAUUAUGCCAUACCUGUCCUGCUUGUGUGUAUUUUUGCCUACUUCAUUGCUCAUUGUUUCCUCUCUACAUAUGAGAUGGUAAUUGAUGCUCUACUGUUGUGUUUCUGUCACGACACAGACAUCAAUGAUGGCUCUCCAGAGAGACGGUACUAUGCCAGUGUGUCCUUGCAGAAAUACAUAGAGGAUGGUAGUAACCAAAUGAAUGCCAUCUCAAAAGGGGAGGAUACAAGCGGGGAACCGGAGGCCGCCAGGCUGUAAAUAGCAAUUACACAGAGUAAAUCAAGAGUGGUCAAAGACAGCGAGUAUCUUCGUUCCGUGAUGCUUAUCGAAUGUUACAAAAAGGACGGUAGUUAAAUAUUAUUCAGAUGAAUGGAGAGUCAGAGUGGAAUUAAUUCAGCAGUCAGUGAAGUAGGCACAGACAUUGUGUUCAGUGAAAGUUAUACAUUCUGUACUGAUUGAGAGAAUGGAAAAAAAAUUUCUCUAUUGAUCCUGAAAGAUGUUUAUUUGUGUUUUACAUGUAAUUCUGUUUCAUAAGAGUAAUGGAUCUGAUAAAAGAAGUAAAGUAGACAUUAAUUUAGAUGCCUUUAAAUAUCAGAAUUCUGAAAGAAUUACAUGUGUCUAAAGAUUCGUUCUUUUCAUGCCUAAGCAACAUAAAAAUUGCAUUGGAACAAGAUAUUUGGAACCAUAGCUGUAUGGACUCUGAAUUUAUAACCUAGAAAUUAUACACUUUAUAGAUGUACUUGUGUAUAAGUAUAAGGUUGUUGAUUUUUAUUAUUUGAUGAUGAAUGUGUUGGUGCAUUUAAUGAAGUACUUAUAUAUUUUAUUUUUCUAAAUUUUUGUGAAGUAGAGAGUGUAUUUUUUUUAAUUUUCCUAUGAUAGUUUUUCAUAUAUAAUGCCAUUCAUGGAAUUUUUUUUUGAAGAUAAAAUAUUGAGAUUUGUUUAUAUUUUGCUAUGUUCAUAUUUUAUUUCAGAUGUACAAACCAUUAAUAAUCCUUAUGUUGAAAACUCUUGUAUAUAUUUGUCCACCAUAAAAUGUAGGAAGAUACCUCAUUUAUUUUUUUUUAUAAUUACUUUUCAAUGAAUAUAGAAUUUUUUUAUUUAAAAAAUCCUUAGAUAAUGUUCUAAACACAGAUGUUUAAAUUACUCGAAUCUCUCUUGUAUGUGAACAAAUUACAUGAGUUUUUUUAAGCAUUUAAAUCCCAAAUGUGACUCAUUAAAAUGUUAAUCAAAAGAACAAUUGUGAUUGAAAUAUUGAGUCUUCACAUUUUAAUGAUAGAUAAAAAUCAGACUCUAAUUUAAAUUCUAAUU